CACACUUCCUAGGAAAGCAGGCCCGCUAUACGAUUACAUCAAUGAAGAUGUGUUGGUUAGAAACAAGGUUUACCAGGUAGACGAUCAUGGGCGGUCAUUUACCGGUAACAACUGUAAACGAUAUUUGAGUGAUGAAGUUCUUCUUGAUGUUUCGACAAGUUUAAAAGAAAAGCAAUGCGAGCUGUCUGAGAAUCAAAAUCUAUACAAAAGGACAGUUGAAGUGAGUGACAGAUUUGUCAGAUUAAUGUCAAAGAACCAAAAGGUUGAAUCACCAAUUAGUCACUGCAACCCUAUUCUGCCAGACGAAUUGCCUG
Messenger RNA from Owenia fusiformis, 314 nucleotides. Lineage: Eukaryota; Metazoa; Annelida; Polychaeta; Sabellida; Oweniidae. The record is from the annotation of a GenBank genome assembly.